Molecule: messenger RNA, 1296 nt
Organism: Hirsutella rhossiliensis
Lineage: Eukaryota; Fungi; Ascomycota; Sordariomycetes; Hypocreales; Ophiocordycipitaceae
Product: peptidase family m20/M25/M40 domain-containing protein
Exons: 5
Coding region: 1-1296 (431 amino acids)
Molecular function (GO): hydrolase activity, acting on carbon-nitrogen (but not peptide) bonds, in linear amidines
Source: RefSeq, a predicted model, not a curated record
AUGCAGUUCACUCCAGUCAAUGUCUUCUUUCGCUCCGUGAGCCGUAUCUCUCGUCAAGGUCGGGUAUUUUCCACGUUUCAACGUCGGUUGCACUUGAAGAUCAAUGCCGACAGGCUUCAAGAGACUAUCCAUGAGACAUGUCAGUGGGGAGCAGCCCACCGAUAUGGAAGCCGUGCAACGGAGACGGGCAUGGCACGAUUAGCCCUUUCAGACGAUGAUGCUAGAGUCAGACGCUGGUUCGCCGAGGAGAUGCAGAGACUUAGCUGCCAGGUCACCGUCGAUCAGCUGGGGAACAUGUUUGCCCGUCGACUGGGCUCCCUGCGUUCAUCUGCACCGAUGACAGCAAUGUCCAGUCACUUGGACAGCCAGCCCUUUGCUGGACGUUAUGAUGGAAUCCUUGGAGUUGUGGCAGCCAUAGAGGCCCUUCGGACGUUGAACGACAACAGUCAUGACACUCGGUAUGACGUUGGCGUUGUGAACUGGACAAAUGAAGAAGGUGCUCGCUUCCCCAAGUCUAUAGGGGCUUCUGGGGUGUGGGCUGGCUGCAUCCCCAUUGAGCAGGCGUGGGACCUUCGGGACAUCUCUGACCCCUCAAUCACCCUGAAAGGCGAGCUUGAGAGACAUGGCUUCUUGGGCCGAAAGAAGAUUGGGGUCGUCUUGGGAGCUCAGGCAUACCGCUGGCUGACUUUUACAGUCUUUGGACGAAACGCUCACACUGGAACGACGCCGUUGGCUGCGCGAAAAGACCCCCUGCUUGCUGCGGCCAAGAUGAUUGCCUCGUCCAACGGAAUCGCAAAACAGCUCGGGGCUCUAGCUUCAACCGGCGUGGUCAAGACACCGUCCAGCUCGUCCAUCAACACGCUGGCAUCAGAAGUCAGCUUCACGCUAGAUCUGCGACACCCCCAAGACUCGGUGGUUGCAGAACUGCAGGAGAGGUGCCUCGAAUCGUUCCGGGAGAUUGCGCGCCAAGACGGGAAGGGAGUCGAGUUUUCGUGGACGCUGGACACGGACUCGCCAGCGGUUAGGUUUGACCAGGGCUGCGUCGCGGCGGUGCGUGAGGGGGCUGUCUCGUUGGUUGGCUCGGCUGGAUGGAUUGAGAUGACGAGCGGAGCCGGCCACGACAGUGUGUUUACCAGUCGGCGGUGCCCGACGGCCAUGAUUUUCGUCCCGUGCAAGGAUGGCGUGAGCCAUCAUCCCGAGGAGUUUUGCAGCGCCGAAGACUGUGCCACUGGCGCCCAAAUUUUGCUGGAUUCUGUUCUCAACUACGAUGCAACCCGGACUGGGGGUUCAAGGUGA